Messenger RNA from Akanthomyces muscarius, 942 nucleotides. RefSeq lists its product as uncharacterized. Lineage: Eukaryota; Fungi; Ascomycota; Sordariomycetes; Hypocreales; Cordycipitaceae. Bases 1 to 942 code for a protein of 313 amino acids. Gene Ontology annotation, molecular function: oxidoreductase activity. The record is from RefSeq and is a predicted model, not a curated record. The transcript has a single exon.
AUGGCUCCCGUCGCUAUCACCCCCGAGGCCUCCCCCGAGCGCCCUAUGGUCGUCAAGAAGGUCGACGGCCCCAACCGCUCCAAGUCGAGCUCCGUCUCCUCUUCCCACUCCGUCCACUCCGUUAAGCUGAACGACGGCAACACCAUCCCCACCGUCGCCCUUGGUGUCUACAAGGCUCCCAACGGUCAGGAGACUGAGGACGCCGUCACUGCCGCCCUUGACGCCGGGUACCGCCACAUUGACUCGGCCGCCCGUUACGCCAACGAGGAGGCUUGCGGCCGUGCCAUCCGCCGCUGGCUCGAGAAGACCGGCACCCCCCGUGAGGAGGUCUUCAUCUGCUCCAAGCUCUGGGAUGCCGACCACGGCUACGAGGCCACCUUCAACGCCCUCUGCUCCUCCCUCGCCAAGUUCGGUCUCGAGUACCUUGACCUCUACCUGAUCCACUCCCCCGCCGACGACGAGGAGAAGCGCCUCGAGUCGUGGCGCGCUCUCGAGACCGCCCAGCGUCUGGGCAAGGUCAAGUCCAUUGGUGUCUCCAACUUUGGUGCCGCUCACAUCGAGAACCUGAUCGAGAAUGCCACCGUCGUUCCCGCUGUCAACCAGGUCGAGGUUCACCCCUUCUGCCAGCGCCAGGCUCUGGUCGACCUCUGCGACAAGCACGGCAUCAAGAUUGAGGCCUACUCUCCCUUGGCCCGCGGCAACAAGCUCGAGGACCCCACUAUUGGCCAGAUUGCCGAGAAGUAUGGCAAGACCCCUGCCCAGAUCCUUCUCAACUGGAACGCUGCUCGCGGCAACGUUGUCCUCCCCAAGUCUCUGACUGCCCACCGCAUCAAGAGCAACUUCGAGUCUUUCGACUUCAAGCUCUCUGCCGAGGAUGUCGCUACCAUUGACGCUCUCGAGUCCAACUACGUCACUGGCUCCAUGCACAAGUCCGAGGACUAA